Chenopodium quinoa (quinoa) is the source of this 2800-nucleotide messenger RNA. RefSeq names its product protein GRIP-like. The transcript has 22 exons. Bases 166 to 2547 code for a protein of 793 amino acids. Gene Ontology annotation, biological process: reciprocal meiotic recombination. The record is from RefSeq and is a predicted model, not a curated record. Lineage: Eukaryota; Viridiplantae; Streptophyta; Magnoliopsida; Caryophyllales; Amaranthaceae.
AAUAAUUCCUCUCCACCAAAACAAAACAGUUAAAAAGUAGAAUUUGUCUUCAUUUUGAAGCGCGAAGAAAUAAUACGGAGUAGGAGUUCAUCAGUUUGAGAUCCACUCAAACUUACUGUCAUCCCUUUCUCGAUCUCUCUACCUUUUCUAGAAAAUAGGUGGUCAAUGUUGAACCAGGAAGGAGAUAUCAAUGGCAUGAUAGAAACUACAGCAGAGGAUGAUUUAAAACUGGUUAAACAAUUGACCGAAAUGAAUUCUGAUGGAUGUCAUCCCAGGGAGAAUGGGGUCUGUGAUCCGGAUGACUCUGGCUCUAUUAGUACUCAUGAUCAGCUGGUCCAAAUGGUUGUUGAGCUCAAGUUUCAAAAUGAGUAUUUUAUGUCUCAGAUCAAGGGCUUGCACAUGCAAAAUUUAGGCAUAGAACUAAAUGGAUCUUCCCAGCAAAAUCAAAAGGCUGAACAAGACAACGCCGCAUCAGAUAAUGUAAAAGCAUUACAGGAAAAGAUAGAGUUGUUAGAUAAAGAACUGCAGGAAGAAAAACAGACUCGGAGUGCUGCAGAAGAGGCACUGAAGCACCUGAGAGAAUCAUAUUCAGAGGCAGAUGCUAGAGCCCAAGAGUUCUCAGCUAAGCUUAUUGAAGCUCAACAAAAGAUGGAACAAGAAAUCAAAGACCGAGAUGAUAAAUAUUCUGAGCUUGAUUCCAAGCUUAGCAGGCUUCACAAAAGGGCAAAGCAGCGCAUUCAAGAUGUGCAGAAGGAAAAGGAUGAUUUAGAAGCACAGUUCCGUGAUGCAAAUGAUAGAGCUGAACAAGUGUCAUCUCAACUUUUGGCACUGCAGCAAGAGCUGGAGCGCACGCGACAACAAGCUAAAGAAGCAUUAAAAGCAAUUGAUGGGGAAAGACAGCAAUUAAGAAGUGUGAACAAUAAGCUUCGAGAUAACAUUGAAGAGCUCCGUCAUUCAUUGGAACCCAAGGAACAUGCUCUUGAGGCACUGCAACAGUCACUUUUGGAGAAGGAACAGAUGUUGGAAAACAUGAAAGUAUUAUUACAAGCUGCUGAGGAAAAACGGCAAGCUUCCAUGGCUGAGCUCUCAUCCAAAAAUCAAAAGCAUGUAGAAAGUUUGGAAAUGCAACUUGCUGAAGCAACAUCUGAUCUUAAGAAGGCUGCAGAAACUGUCUCUAGUUUACAGGCAGUUGUUGCUGAAAAGGAAUCAAGAAUAGCUGAAAUGGACACUACUACUUCUGGCGAAGCAGCUAGACUGAAAGCUGUCAUCGAGUCUGUUAAAGGAGAACUUGUUCAUCAAAAGCACGAACAUGAGAAAGAGAAAGAGAGCUGGGAAGCAACCUGUGAAGCCCUCAAAGCGAAGUUAGAGACUGCUGAGAGUAGCCGCGUGCGAGCAGAAAUUGCGACUGCUAAAAUUAAAAGUCAGCUUGAAUUGCAGUUGUCUGAACAAGCUCAGGUGCUCAAUGAUAAAAAUGCAGAACUGGCAGCCUCCAGAGAACAGAUUAGUCGACUAGAAGCUGAAUUUUCUUCCUACAAACUCCGUGCUCACUCCCUUCUUCAGAAGAAGGAUGCAGAGCUAGCAGCAGCCAAUGACAAUGAGCAAAUCAAAGCUCUAGAGGAAGCAUUGAAAGAAGCUGAGAACGAAAUAUCACUGGUCUCUACAGAAAGGGAUAAGGUUGUCAUUGAGCUUCAAGCUUCUUUGGCUAAAUAUGAUAAGGAACUUUCAGCAAGGGACGCUGCUCUUAAGAAUGCUGAGCAGCAGACAAAGAACUUAGAAUCAAAGCUUGAUUCUCAGGCUUUACAGUUUCAAUUAGAGAAAGGUGCUUGGGAGUUGAACCUACGGAAUUUGGAAGAAACAUGGCGGGGAAAGUAUGAAGCCAUGAAAGCGGAAAACGAGGCAUCCAGUGCGCCAGAUAUGCAAAAAGAAGUCGAAGAGCUCAGACGUGAUUAUAGAAAAUUGAAAGAAGAGCAUGAUUCAUUUCGUGAUCUUGCUGAUAAAAUGCUUGAGGAUAAAGACAAAGAGAUUUCAAGGCUUUUGAACAACAAUAAUAAACUGCAGCGGUCUUUGGAACACAAAGAAGGUGGUGGUGAUACUCAAGGGAAAGCUUCACAUAAACAAGAUACCUUGAGCACUCCCUCUGCAGAGCAGCAAAUUCUGAUGUUGGCAAGGCAGCAAGCCCAAAGAGAAGAAGAGUUAUCUCAGUCUCAGCGCCACAUCCUAGCUCUUCAAGAGGAAAUUGAGGAGCUUGAGCGUGAAAAUCGGCUUCACAACCAACAGGUUGACAUGUUGAAGGAGGAACUACGAAGUAUGGAUAGAGCGCGAAAGAGGGAAGGGGUGGAUAUGACCUACCUUAAAAAUGUUGUCUUGAAGCUUCUUGAAACUGGUGAGGUGGAAGCAUUACUACCAGUAAUUGCAAUGCUUCUGCAAUUCAGUCCUGAUGAGGUCCAGAAGUGUCAACAAGUUUAUCGCAGUUAUGCGGAAGCAUCACCUAGCUUGGAAAAUGAUGUACCAAGUCGCUCACUUUUCUCUAGAUUCUCAUUUGUCUGACUAGCUGAUUUUUAAUCCAAAGAGACUUCUGGCCGUGAACUUCACUUACAGAGAAUCUAUUAAGCAGGACACUGAGCUGCAAAUUUUUGUAUUUUUUAAUUUUAUUAUGUACAUCGUCUUUCUGUAACAUCAAAAUUCUUAAUCAUUAUUGCCAUUGCAUAUGGAAACUUACUGUUAAAAAGAACAACUGAUUUUUAUACAAUAUUCAAAGGGAAUGGAGAAUACAUCACUACAUUAUAGCUUUUCUUUGCAA